UUAUAAAUCGAUGGCCAGUGAGUAUGGAUAUUGUAUAGAUAACAACUAGGGUAGGUUGCACGUGAAACGGGUAUGCAGCCAUAUGGUGGUUUAUCAAUCAGUGGGCAUACGCAUUAAUCAUGGAAUACGGUAAGACGAUGGUGCAAUGGUUAGUCUCCGCAGUUGUGGUGAAUCCAACACGUAUUUUGUGAAGCGUGAGGUGAUCAGUGAUCAGCUGACGCAGGCAUGUCCUUAACAACUGCUGUGGACACUGGCGGUAUUCCAGUCAGUUGUAUAGUCUGGUGCCGGGUUAGACUGCAACGUGUAAACUUACUGCACUUAUUGGGACAAGUGCCUGAAAUUGAAGAGCAAAACCGUUAUACAUUAUACAGACACCCGUGUAACAAGGUGUUGAAAACAACGUUUUCGUUUUCGCGGAGAUUUGAAAGGAAACAGUUUCCGUGUGGAGAGAUUCAUACUUAUUGGCGGACGUUUCCCGAGACUUAGGGUCAGCCCUAUAUGAGAAAACAAUGUUUAAUGGACAAUGUAAGCUGUUUGUAUUUUGUGGGUUUCUCUUGCUUUUUGUCCUCUUUCAAGGCAUGGUCAUUCUGAAACCGGCGUCCGUUCCAAAACCUAUCCGCGCUACAUAUGGUGCCAAAAUCACCAAUCUUUGGAAAUAUUAUUUAACGAGGACUGAUUUCACCUUUGAGACAACAUACGUUCGGACAUUUGAAUUUGGGACAACCCCUGCUUCCCGCUCUCCCGGUGAACGCUUACCAGAUAACAAUCAUCAGCUAUCUCCAGAACGAAUUAUAUGGAAUUCACCAGAAAAUGUGCCCUCUGACGCCAAAAACACAUCCUAUCGAGUUCACACGGAAAGGACUUAUAAAGAAACAUUCGUUGAAGUUUCCUCACGAAAUUUCACCGACAUUCUCCGAAAGCCUCCAGUUGCCCAUCUUAGAAAUUUCAAAAAUCCCUGCUGGAUUGAAAGGGCAUCAGAGAUCAGACACAGCAUAAUGGACGGAAACUUCAAAGGAGAGAUCCGCUGCUUGCCUUAUUUCUUCGUAGCCGGCUUCCCUAAGUGUGGUACCACGGAUCUGUACCGUCGACUAGCGCUGCAUCCCCAGAUACAACCACCGUGUGCUAAAGAACCUCACUGGUGGACCAGGCGUAGAUAUCAAAAAGGUAGAAGCUUGCUGACCUACCUGAAGUGUUUUCAAAAAGCAGCUGAGAGAAUAGCAGAGUCAAACAACUAUACGAUAGUUGUGACCGAGCCGCGGCAUAAAAUUACUAUGGACUGUAGUGCUUCUACAUUAUGGGAUCAAACCAACUGGCGCUUCAUCCCACAAAACAACCUGACAUAUGAUGAACCUACAGUGACGAAUAUCCAUUCCAUCCAUCAUUUAUUGCCGAAUGCGAAGAUGAUAGUCAUCAUGAGGAACCCUACAGACAGGUUGUAUUCAGAUUAUUUGUAUUUCAAUAGCGGACUGAGUGCAUCUAACUUUCACAAAUUUGUGAUUCGGAGUAUAGGCAUACUUGAAGACUGCUUUAAGAAAAGAACCACACGGGCCUGUCUGUAUGACAAGCAGUUCCAAAGAACUCUACAGGUUCGUCUGUAUAUAGGUGUAUAUUCCGUAUAUAUUGAAGACUGGUUUCAGCUUUACCCUCGUGAGCAGUUCCUGUUUCUUCAGUCUGAAGACUAUGGCGCUAAUGUGACCAAAUCCAUCCUCAAUGUUUUCAGGUUUUUGGAUCUCGAUUCCCCCGAGAAGUCAAAACUACACAGCAUUGAAGAGAGCCCAAAUGCCAAUACGCGAUCCAAGAAAAACAAGAAUCUCGGCGAUAUGCUACCAGAAACAAGGACUAUGUUGGAAAAGUUUUACUCGCCAUGGAACAAAAGACUUGCCAAACUUUUAAAUGACAGCCUUUAUUUGUGGACUUGAGACAACUGAAAGAUGUCCGUCAUUACUGGUUAGUUAUAUACUAUAAUUUGAGGACUUUAACCUCACCUGAAACUAGCAAUUCGACAAUGAAGGGAAAAAAUAACAUGGUUUAGUGAGUGGCGGAAUUUCAGGAUAUGGAUAGUUCCCGCUAAAGACAUCUAUGGAUGUGAGAUCUUCAAGCGAUAUUUGCAGUUUGCUUUCUCACCUAACAGGUAAAACAAAAAACAAUUAUUUUGAACGUGUUUACGCGGGAUGUUGGAUGUCCAGGAAGCUGUCUGUUCUUUGUGUAGUUUGUACAUGUGGAUGAUAAUAAAUUGAUCAACACUUCCUGGUCUGAUUGCCCCUCCAGCUACACGUUAG
Molecule: messenger RNA, 2279 nt
Organism: Liolophura sinensis
Lineage: Eukaryota; Metazoa; Mollusca; Polyplacophora; Chitonida; Chitonidae
Product: carbohydrate sulfotransferase 15-like
Exons: 7
Coding region: 510-1919 (469 amino acids)
Biological process (GO): hexose biosynthetic process
Molecular function (GO): N-acetylgalactosamine 4-sulfate 6-O-sulfotransferase activity
Source: RefSeq, a predicted model, not a curated record